CGAUCUUACUUCUAUGGGCCUACCGGCGGACACAGAAAUCGAGGAAUGCCUGCGAGUCAUCGUCCGGCUUGGAGUGAAGAAUGAGGAAGAGAUCACAGUCAACAAGGCGCGUCAACAGGCUGAGAAGGAAUUGGGACUCGAUGACGGCUUUCUCAAGAACGACGCGAAAUGGAAGGCGAAGAGCAAGUUGGUCAUAAACGAAACUAUGCAGGAGGAUGACGGGGAGGAAGAGGAGCAGGCGCUCGAAUCACCAGACAAGCCCGAGGCAGAAACGCCAGAGGAAUCACCGCCAAAAGCGAAGGCCCGGCCAGCCGCCAAAACCAGGAAGCGGAAAUCGGAUGAUGCCUCAUCGGCCAGGACGAAACGUAGGAAGACGGCCGAGUCAGCUGAGGAGGCAUCCGAAUCAUUCAGCGAUGGCGACGAGGAAGACGAGGUUGUGGAGUCUAAGGAGGACUCCGCCAACGACUCGGAUUCAUUUGCGGAGGAUGCGACAC
Molecule: messenger RNA, 494 nt
Organism: Zymoseptoria tritici IPO323
Lineage: Eukaryota; Fungi; Ascomycota; Dothideomycetes; Mycosphaerellales; Mycosphaerellaceae
Exons: 1
Source: RefSeq, a predicted model, not a curated record